Neohortaea acidophila is the source of this 333-nucleotide messenger RNA. Its product is annotated as Mss4-like protein. Gene Ontology annotation, molecular function: carbon-sulfur lyase activity. The annotation marks the transcript as partial. The transcript has 4 exons. The record is from RefSeq and is a predicted model, not a curated record. Lineage: Eukaryota; Fungi; Ascomycota; Dothideomycetes; Mycosphaerellales; Teratosphaeriaceae.
AUGGCAUCCGGAUCUUGCAUGUGCGGCGAGAUUGAGUACGCUUACACUGGCGAGCCCGCAGUGACUGCCUUGUGCCAUUGUACCGAUUGCCAAAAGUGGACUGGCGCCGCCUACACCAGCAAUGUCGUCGUGCCCCGCGGCAACUUCAAAGUGACCAAGGGCAAGCCCAAGGACUACGAUGCCAAGGGUAACUCGGGCAAGAUCAACAAGCACUGGUUCUGCUCCAACUGCGGAAGUUCGCUCUACACCGAGCUUGAGAUCAUGCCAGACGUCACCUGCGUCAAGUCCGGCGGGUUGAACGGCGGUGCUGCCAACCACCCCAUUGCCGUCGAG